UAGAGCUCCUUUCAGCUAUCCAGGUCACCCGAAAUCUUUUCCAGUGCAAGAGUUGGGAAAUGACUUCAAGAAACAAAAAGGAAUUUAAAUGCAAGGUUCUUAUCAUUGGAAGUGGUGUUAUUGGUCUGACCACUGCUUAUUUACUACUGGAAAGAGGGCAUCAUGUGGUUAUUAUAUCAAAGGAUUUUCCUUCUAUUCGACGCUUACCUAAGAUUGCUUCAGAAGCCUCUGGAGCACUCUGUGUUCCUCCUAUGGCUAUGGUUCAAAGGGCUGCAGAUGUACCGCAUGGUAAAUCAGAAUCUGAGCAAAGAAUCUUGAAUGAAACUUUGAAGGAAUGGUCAGUAUAUGGGGGAGAAAGAUACACCUCACUUUGCAAUGAUUCAAGAAAUACAGGAGUGUACUUAAGAGAGUUGGUAUUUCUUUUGGGAGAAAAAAUUGAUCCUGUAAUAUUGGAGGAGUACAAGCAAAUGAAAAGAUUUAAAAAUUCUAUGUCAUUGAUUAAGGAGAAAGGCUUGACAGAUGGAAAUGGUCUGAUAAAAGAUGCUGUUUCUUUUCUUGCACCAAUCAUUGAUCCACCAAAAUUUGGAACAUGGCUUUUUGAAGAGUGCAAAAGGAAAGGGGCACACUUUAUACAAGGUGCCAUUAGAGGACCACUGACAGAGCAGGGGGAUGCACUGAGAAUGACAUAUGGUGUUCAGUUUAUUGUCAACUGUUCAGGCUUAGGCUCAAUAGAGUUAGCUGGAGAUCAAGGAAUGUUCCCAGCAAAGGGGAUUCUCUUGAAGGUAAAAAACGAUGGCAGUUUAUUUCCUAAGAUUGAAUUUUGUGUGGAAGGGAAGCAUACCAGCUUUGGACAUGAUGAAUCAGGACAAGAAAUUUGUGGUCGUCCAUAUCUUUUCCCCAGAGGUGAAGAUACUCUGAUGUUUGGCUCAUUCUAUCAGCUAAAUCGGUGGGACUGCAGUGCAUCUAUUACAGCUCCAUAUGUCCAAUCUAUGAUCAGACAAUGCAAGGAUCUCAGUCCGUGCCUGAAUUCUCUUAGGGAUAGUGAUUUCCAGGUUAUUGUUGGCAUUCGACCUGGAAGAAAACCUGGACUUAGACUAGAACAAGAUCCUUUAGAACCCCGGAUAUUUCAUAAUUAUGGUCACUAUAGGUGGGGAAUGACAUUAAACUGGGGAAGCGCUAGAGAUCUUGUUUAUCUUAUCGAGAAUGAGGCAAAUAGGAUCCAAAAUGCCAAAGGGGAAGGAAAAUCAGCUGUUGCCAAACUGUAGCUGGAGAGGUUAAGCCUGGAGCAAUCUUAACUUACGUGUAACUCUGGAAAAAAAUUGUGUACAGUGACACUGUUAUCAAGCAAAACCCACAUUAUAAGCACGUGAAAACGAUUGAAUUGAGCUGUUUUAAGUGAGACCCAAGACCAGCAUUUAGAGGACAGCUCGAGAUGUUUUGCUGUAGAGUUUUAAUGUUUCAGGGAAACUAAAGAACUUUAAAACCUUUAAACCCUUAAUUGAUAAAAAGAAAUUUUCAUAGCCCUGUGGUAUUGUUGUAGAUUAGUCUUAACUAUAUAUUAUUAUAUUAUUACAUGUAUUUAUAUAAUAUAAAUUACAUUGUCUGUGUGAAAAUUAUUUUUAUAGGAACCUUUCCUUUUAAAUAGCUAAUAAGAGAGGACCAGUGAGAACUGUUUGAAUUUUGAAUUUUGAAUUUUGAAUUUAGAAGCUCUUUGCACUAGAAAUUAAAAAAUUGGCAAAGGUAACUAGGUUCACAGAUACGUGUUCUUGCACUCCACUUGCAGCCAACGUUUCCCAAUUGCUCAUCAAACAUUCCACAUUUUGCUUCUAGAAAGCUAAAAUCAUCAGAGUAAGUUCUCAAUCAAGAGUGUAACGUAGGAAAAUAAACACACUCCACCCCCGUGUUACUGCUGAUUCAAAGAUAGUAAAUGACAUCGGAUUUAUAUACUAUUUGUUUUACAGUGGUGACGGUAUUAUCAUUAUUACUAUUUUUACCUUAAACAUACAAUUUAUCGGCAAUAGCAUGUUUUCUGUAUCCACAAACCAUUCUCAUGGGGUAAAACAAGAAUAACCAUAAAAAUGCCACAGCCAUAAGCCCAAACAAAUUCCUUUUCUCAUAUUUUUGCCACAGAGAUUACACUGUGAUUCAACUUUUUUAAAAUUUUGAAGAAAUUGAGUUGUAGUCAAUCAACUCGUAUUAAACGAUUUCCAUCUCUCCUAGUGGGCAUAAUCUUUCAUCUACUUCUUAACUUUAUCUGGUCUCUUUCAGUUUAUAUAAAAAUGAAAUAAAAUAAAUCACGUAAAUGUCAAACUAUGUAGCCUGGGAGAUACCCAUUCGUAGUUUACAAUAAGGGAUCACAGACUAAUACAGAAAACAAAACUUAGAUGGCAAAGAUAUCUUUAAUCAAAUAUGAAUAAUACAAAAUGCAGUCUAAGAUUUUUGAAAAAUAAUACUAAACAUAUUUGAUACCUAUCAGCAGCUGAACUAGUCUAUUAUAUAACAACCUAAUUUAUAAUAGAAUGACAUUCUUUAA
Pocillopora verrucosa is the source of this 2533-nucleotide messenger RNA. RefSeq lists its product as uncharacterized. Gene Ontology annotation, molecular function: FAD binding; D-amino-acid oxidase activity. The record is from RefSeq and is a predicted model, not a curated record. Gene Ontology annotation, cellular component: cytoplasm. Gene Ontology annotation, biological process: D-amino acid catabolic process. NCBI's taxonomy places the organism in Eukaryota, Metazoa, Cnidaria, Anthozoa, Scleractinia, Pocilloporidae.